This is a messenger RNA of Darwinula stevensoni, 1186 nucleotides long. The record is from the annotation of a GenBank genome assembly. NCBI's taxonomy places the organism in Eukaryota, Metazoa, Arthropoda, Ostracoda, Podocopida, Darwinulidae.
AAGGUCGACCCCCCCCCCACAAAAAGCGACAAGAUGCCGAUCUACAUCGCCGACCUGGAGGAACGAGCUCGAGACAUCCUUCCGAGAAGCGCAUGGAUGUUCCUCAAGAACGGGGCCUACCCGGAGAUGACUCUGCGGGACAACAGAGACGCCUUCCAGAGGUACAAGUUGAGGCCAAGAUGCCUGCGGAGAGACGUGACCGCACGAGACCUGACUGCGACGGUGCUGGGAAGGCAGGUCUCACUGCCGUUUGGCAUUGCUCCAACUGGAAUCAACAAAUUGAUCCAUCCCGAUGGCGAGAUUGCAACUGCAAAGGCUGCAGAAACCAUGGGAGCCCUGUACAUCCUGAGUACUUCAGCCAGCAUCCCCAUGGAAGAUGUUGCAACAAGUUCCCCAAAUGGAAUGAAAUGGUUCCAGCUGUAUGUCAUGGCAGCUCAAGACGCCACAGAAGCGCUGAUCCAUCGGGCUGAAAAUGCCGGGUAUCGAGCUCUGGUCGUCACGGUGGACACACCGAUACUAGGCAGACGCGAGAUCGAACUCAGGCAGCAAUUCUUCCUUCCUGAUGACAUCAGGAUGUGCCACUUUGAGAAGCCAGAUGCUUCAGGAGAGAGGAACCUAAACACCAGUGUGGCAGCAUUUAACCAGGGCCUUACAUGGCAGGAUCUCAAGUGGAUGAAAAAGGUCACCAAACUUCCACUGAUUUUGAAAGGUAUCAUGACCGCAGAAGAUGCACAACUGGCAGCUGAAAGCGGCAUAGCUGCUAUCAUUGUAUCAAACCACGGAGCAAGGCAGUUGGAUGGGGUGCCUGCAACUAUCGACGUGCUGCCCGAGAUCGUCCGAGCAGUGGAUGGACGCUGUGAAAUAUACUUUGAUGGUGGAAUUACUCAUGGAUCAGAUAUCUUCAAAGCCCUGGCACUGGGGGCUCAAAUGGUGUUUGUAGGCAAAGGGAUUCUCUAUGGCCUUGCAUGUGGUGGGCAGCAAGGUGUUGAAAAAGCACUGUCCAUACUCAGAGAUGAGCUCAGUAAUACAAUGGCACUCAUGGGUUGUUCCAGCAUCAAACAUAUUGAGAAAGACAUGGUCAUCCAUCAGUCACUUCUUCCUAAACUAUAGAACUUCAAUGAAAUUGACCAGCAUAUAAGAGUGGGUAAAUGAAAUACAAACCAUUGAGGACACUACGCAGAACUCC